AUGAAUGAAAUUUUACACUUUAGGCCAGUGUUCCAGGAAGUCUCCCUGCCCACGAGGCUCAAAUGGUCCUGUCUAACUCCUGUACGUAACGUUCCAUCGCUACCGUUCUUUCUGAACUGGGUAGAAGGGCGCAGCCGACCGCGGGGAAAAUGGUGCCCAGGCUCUGCUCCGACCCCUCCGCCAGCGGUCCGCAGCGCGAGCGCGAACCGAGAUGUCGCAGUGCCCUUUUCCACCGGUUUCAAAGCACCGCAAAGCGGCGCCGCUCACGCUGGCGGCGCUCUUCGGGGGACGUCGGGGCGGCUGGCCAGGGGGAAGGCGCGCCUCGCCCGCCCCUUCCUUGCGGCGGAGCGCGGAGCGCAGGCCGGGCGG
This is a messenger RNA of Chinchilla lanigera (long-tailed chinchilla), 369 nucleotides long. Its product is annotated as translation initiation factor IF-2-like. NCBI's taxonomy places the organism in Eukaryota, Metazoa, Chordata, Mammalia, Rodentia, Chinchillidae. The record is from RefSeq and is a predicted model, not a curated record.